UGAAACUGCUAGAGUAAGGUUUAAUACGAAUAGCUAUUCAUACCUUCAAGACUCCACUGAACCCGAAAUGAACCAACAAGGACAAAAUGGCACCUCGGAAAUUAAAGACUUGGGAGUGACUCCUACUUUACAACAUCUAAGCGAUUUUAGUGAAAAAUGUACUACAAUCAAAAAACUUUCUACAGAAAUUUUACAAAAAGCGGAAAAGGAUGCCGCUAAAAAGGGUUGA
Messenger RNA from Racocetra fulgida, 229 nucleotides. NCBI's taxonomy places the organism in Eukaryota, Fungi, Glomeromycota, Glomeromycetes, Diversisporales, Gigasporaceae. The record is from the annotation of a GenBank genome assembly.